GAGGUCUUUGCCGACGUUCCAGAUCUCCUCCGAUUUAGAAAUUUCAUUUCUGAAGUUGUUGACAUGAAAACAUUGCAAUACAGGAGGUUUCAUGGUUUCUUUUUCGUGUGCCAAGUGGCUGCAAUGCUUGGGCGCUUUGUGUCAGAUACUUGCACUUACUUCCAGCAAUACGGAGGACUCCUCAAUGCCCUGCAUUUCUCAGCAGAGCCAAGAAAUACUGUGGAGCGUUUGUGGGACAUUUUGCUUUGGGCAAUCCAGUGGGAGGUUUGGCAUCUAUUGCACAUCACACCCAGAACCAAUCCUAAUGAAGGCCGUGAUAAUCCUAUUCCUCCUCGGCCAGUUUUAGCCACUCACACCACAAUUAUGAUUUUACAAGAACACUUGAACCAGGCUUGGAGAUGGAUUGAAGAGCUUGAACGUCUUGUGGUCUCGCACAGUCACGGGCUCGAGUUCUUUAAUGUUCAUAUGGAGAAUAUGAGGAUCUCUUAUCUUGGUGCUGCUUAUGGCCAUGUUCCUAAUGUGCCUACUGCAAUCCCUCUGUUUGGUCCUCCAUUGUGCCCUGAAAAUUCUCACUCAGACCUCGAGCCUCCCUCAGCUGAUUAUGGUGAUGAAGCAGCUUCGGACUUCUUCAUUGCUGAUGUUUGAUCAAAUAUCAAUGUUCAGGGAGAGUAAUAUUUAGGUGUUGUAGUAUCCUGCAUGUGAC
Dioscorea cayenensis subsp. rotundata (Guinea yam) is the source of this 703-nucleotide messenger RNA. RefSeq lists its product as uncharacterized. Bases 64 to 645 code for a protein of 193 amino acids. The transcript is spliced from 6 exons. Lineage: Eukaryota; Viridiplantae; Streptophyta; Magnoliopsida; Dioscoreales; Dioscoreaceae. The record is from RefSeq and is a predicted model, not a curated record.